CAAGAUGACCAAAAAAAGAAGGAAUAAUGGUCGUACCAAAAAGGGCCGCAGCCAUGUGCAGCCUGUUCGUUGCACGAACUGUGCUAGGUGUGUGCCCAAGGACAAGGCCAUUAAGAAGGUCAUCAUUCGAAACAUUGUAGAGGCCGCAGCCGUCAGGGACAUUUCCGAAGCAAGUGUUUUCAACGCUUAUGUGCUUCCCAAGCUCUAUGUGAAGCUGCAUUACUGUGUGAGUUGUGCCAUUCACAGCAAGGUGGUCAGGAAUCGAUCUCGUGAAGCCAGGAAGGACCGAACACCCCCACCCCGUUUUAGACCUGCUCGUGCUGCCCCACGACCUCCACCAAAGCCUAUGUAAGGAGCUGGGUCCUUAAUGAGUGAAGAAAAGCUAUCUUCUGGAAAAAAAUAAAAUGGGAAUUAUAAUUCA
Messenger RNA from Sciurus carolinensis (gray squirrel), 421 nucleotides. Its product is annotated as 40S ribosomal protein S26-like. The record is from RefSeq and is a predicted model, not a curated record. Bases 5 to 352 code for a protein of 115 amino acids. The transcript has a single exon. Gene Ontology annotation, biological process: translation. Gene Ontology annotation, molecular function: mRNA binding; structural constituent of ribosome. NCBI's taxonomy places the organism in Eukaryota, Metazoa, Chordata, Mammalia, Rodentia, Sciuridae. Gene Ontology annotation, cellular component: ribosome; cytosolic small ribosomal subunit.